AUGGAGAGAGAGGAGAAACAAAACCCUAAUUCUCAUGAGCGUAUCAUACGAGACACACGCAACGCCUGGUCCGAGCUGCCUGCAGAUCUGUUGAUUUCGGUUUUCGAACGCCUCGGCUUUGCUAGUUUCCAACGAGCCAAAUCCCUUUGUUCUUCUUGGCACUCCGCUUCCAGACAAUGUGUGCCCAAAAAGCAGAUCCAUUGGCUGAUUCUCUACAACUACAACAAGGAUUCUUGCAUGUUGUUCAAUCCCGAGGAAAAAGACAAACUUUACGAAUCGCAAGAUCUUGAAUUAUCAAAAGGAAAGUGUAUUGCAACCUGUGGAAGUUGGUUCCUUAUCAAAGAUCCUUUCUACACUAAUCUCUACAUUUUGAAUCUCUUUACACACGAGAUCAUCAAUCUACCUUCCGUGGAGUCACAGUUUGGAACGAAAGAAAUGAAGCGAGACGAAGAUAAUGGCUUUGCCGUACUAUCUCCUGUGUUUUGGGUUGACGAGAAAACCAAAGAAUUAUGUUGUUCUAUGGAAUCUUGA
Molecule: messenger RNA, 531 nt
Organism: Microthlaspi erraticum
Lineage: Eukaryota; Viridiplantae; Streptophyta; Magnoliopsida; Brassicales; Brassicaceae
Source: the annotation of a GenBank genome assembly